Molecule: messenger RNA, 2142 nt
Organism: Monopterus albus (swamp eel)
Lineage: Eukaryota; Metazoa; Chordata; Actinopteri; Synbranchiformes; Synbranchidae
Product: GTPase IMAP family member 4-like
Exons: 1
Coding region: 1-1308 (435 amino acids)
Molecular function (GO): GTP binding
Source: RefSeq, a predicted model, not a curated record
AUGAUAUAUGGAAAUUGUUCUACACUAGACCUUAGAGACUGUACUGUAGAAGUACUGAUUAGUAUUUUACAUAACUGCAAUUCUUUUAAUGUUGCAGGUGAAGAUGAGAAUCGGAGCCCAGAGUGUCUGAGGAUUGUGCUGCUAGGGAAGACCGGCGGUGGAAAGAGCUCCUCAGGAAACACCAUUCUGGGAAGGAAGGAGUUUGAAGCCAAAUCCAGUCAAAAAUCAGUCACUAAAUGUUGCCAGAAAGCAGAGGGAGAAGUGAACGGUCGUCCUGUGGCUGUGGUCGACACUCCUGGUCUGUUUGACACCAUCAUGUCCCAUGAACAGGUGAAUGAGGAGCUGGUGAGGUGCAUCAGUCUUCUGGCUCCAGGACCACAUGUUUUCCUGUUGGUGCUACAGGUCUGCCGGCUCACAGCAGAGGAGAAGGAGACGUUAAAACUUGUCCAGAAAGUGUUUGGGAAGAAUUCAGAACAGUUCACCAUCGUUCUGUUCACGAGAGGAGACGACCUGGAGCACCAGCUACAGUCCGGUGAAGAAUACAUCGAAAAAGAAUGUGAUGAUUCCUUCAAGAAGCUGAUCUCUGACUGUGGAGGAAGAUACCAUGUGUUUAACAACUAUGAUGAACAAAACCGCACACAGGUCAGUGAGCUGAUAAAAAAGGUCGACACCAUGGUGAAGGAGAACGGAGGCAGCUGCUACACCAACGAGAUGCUGCAGGAGGCUGAAGCAGCAAUAAAGAGGAAUGUUGAGAAGAUCCUGAAAGACAAGGAAGAAGAGAUACAGAGAGACUUGGAGAAACUUGAGCGACAACAUGAAGAAGAAAUUAAAGAAAUGGAAAAAAGAAUGGCAGAACAAAGAGCAGAAGGUGAAGAAGAGAGAGAAGUGACAGGGGAAAAUAAAGACCAACAGAGAAGAGAACAACUGGAAAAGGGAAGAAAUGAGUUAGAGAAGAAACACAAGAAAAGAGUGGAUGAUAUGAACAAUAGAUACGAAAAAGAGGCUAGAAAACAAGCGGAGGAGUUCAACAGGUUCAGACAGAUAUACAAUAUGAACUUUGCAGGUCUACUGGAACAGCAUCAGGAGGAGCUGGAGGACCUGAUGCUAAAGCAUGAGAAGGAAAUGCAGGAGACCGAGGAGCAGCGUAAACUGGUGGACAACUUGUUGAUUCACAAAGAAACACAGCUAAAGGAAGAACUGGGACAGAAAGACAAGCAGCUGAAAGAGAUGGAGAACCUGAAGAAAAGUCAAGAGCAGGAGAUAGAGAAGUUAAAAGAGAAAUACAACAACAAGUGUGUCAUCCUCUGAAGAAGCUUCCUGCUCCUUAACCUUGUCAUUAUAACACAAACACACAGUGAAGGGCUUUGACAGCAUCUAGUCCUUUACGCAGUCUGAGCCCACUUUUAUUAGUUAUAAAUGGAUUUCACUCGGCAUAGACACAGCUAAACUGUUAACAAAUUAUAUAAUAUAAUAUUUAAGGAGUUGGAGUUUUCUAACCAUGUUAAAAACAUAACUGGUCAUUUUAACUGUGAUGAGUACGUUCCUGCAAAUGUCAUAGUUUAAGAUGAAGGUUUCUGCAGACCCCUCACACCCCAGACACAAACUGUUUGACAUCCUCACCUCUGGGUGCUACAGGUCGCUGUACACAAAGACAACCAGGCGCAGGGACAGUUUCCUCCCUGGCUCUGAUCAACACUUAACCCAUGACUGUGUAUAUAGUAGGAUACAGCAUCACCCUGGUGCAGUGCCUCAUGUCUACAUAGACAGUAUUUAUAAGUAGAUUGUGUCUCUUUUUCUGCUGCUGAUUGAAAGUUGUUGCACAUUUUCACUGUUUCAACACAGAGUUUAGUUUUAUUUCUUGUUGCCUUGCAAAGCGCACCCUGUAAACGUGCUUGGCCAGUAAAGAUCAGAUUCUGUCAGACCCCAUCCAUAGAUGUACUGUAAAAUAGAUUUUCCUUCUUUAUUCACAUGCAAAACAAUUUCAUUUUAAUGAGACACCGUAUGUCCAACUCUGACACAGAAGGAAUCAGGCUCUGAUCACGGUUUGAUGCCACUUUAAUUUGUGCUUAAGUCCUGAGGGCUGGUCUUUCCCCUUUGAACAAAAUAAAAACCUGCACAUGUGUGAAUGAUGAGCACUGUCAC